UCCAUGACUGCUCCAUCACUUCUAUGCUAAUACCAUAACAGAGGUCAGUGGUGGAACCAGCACACACUACACAAACUCACAUAACCAUACGGACAGAUAUAACACUUCCAGUGCAACUAGAAGGUAAGUCUACCUGUCUUCUAGCAAUACCUGCAGCAGUGUGUUCAUAUUUUUUCUGUCAUCACUGAGCCUCUGUGUUUGUUUGAGACUGUAAUAAACACAAAAUACUUGAAGCCAAAAUGAAGAGCCUGGAUGAGGCUCCUGGGAGCGACACCGCCGGAGAAAAUCAAUCAUCCCAUUAUGAGAGUCUGCUCCUUGCUGAUCCAUGGAAACCAUGCAGACGGUCCCGAGCAACUGUCAAAGAGUGGCUGUUGAAGCUGAGGUGUUGUUUGGGAACAGUGUGUGGGAUGGAGUGGUAUGGAUACGCUGCUCUAGGCGUUAUGACUGCCGUCCUCAGCUUCCUGAUGGACCUCAGUGUGACAAAGCUGCUGAGAGCUCACCUGUGGCUUUAUACGAAGCUGGAGGGCAACAGUCUGCUGCAGUUCUUCUGUUGGACUCUUUACCCAGCAUGCCUCUGUGCUGUCGCAUCAUCGUUCUCCCACAACAUCUGUCCCUUCUCCACAGGCUCGGGGAUACCAGAGGUGAGAACCAUGCUGGCCGGCAUAGAAAUGCCUCAUUACUUGUCUCUCACUAAUAUGUUUACCAAGUUCCUGGGUCUUAUCUGUACACUGGCAGCCGGCAGCACUGUUUUCCUGGGCAAAGUGGGUCCGUUUGUGCAUCUGUCCACCAUGGUUGGAGCCUACCUGAGCAACCUCUGCAAUCUUGUACAAGACAAUAAGAAGGAAAAAGCUUCUGGAGAAAUGCUGGUCGUAGCUGCUGCAGUCGGCGUAGCGAGCUGCUUCGGCGCUCCCAUCAGCGGUGUGUUGUUCAGUGUGGAAGUGAUGUGGUCCCACUUCGCCCUGAGGCAUUACUGCCCGUGUUUCUUCUCAGCCGUCUGUGGGGCGUUGACCUUCCGCCUGUUCUCAGUGUGGAGUGGAGAUGGAGAGACUCCUCAGGCGUUGUUCAAAACUAAUUUCCCCACUACUUUACCUUUCUACCCGCUGGAGAUUCUGCUGUUUGCUUUCCUGGGGCUGCUGUGUGGAGCCGUGAGCUGCUGCUAUCUCUUCUGCCAUCGGUGGAUGCUACAGUUCACCAAAACAAACCCGAUCUUCAUCAAAAUGCUGACGACAGAGAAGGGUCUGUACUCAGGCAUGGUGACCUUCUUCCUGGCAUCUCUGACAUUUCCUCCCUCUGCUGGUCAAUAUAUGGCUUCUAAGCUCACCAUGAAGCAGCUCCUAACCUCCUUACUGGAUAGCCAGCAGUGGAGCUCUCAAUCCCACAAUGCCUCUUUUCAACUGGGGCCCGAGCCUUUGUUGGAGUGGAGCUCAUCAGGGAGUCCCGUCUUCCUUUCUUUGGCUGUCUUUCUGCUCAUGAAGAUGUGGAUGUUGGUCCUUGCCUGUACGCUGCCUCUGCCAGCUGGAUACGUCAUGCCAGUGUUUGUCUAUGGGGCAGCUUUGGGCCGUUUGCUUGCAGAAGGAGUAGCUUAUGGGUCUUCCAUUGGACUGAUUUCAGGCCAGCAGUGGGCUUCUAUAAAUCCUGGGGGCUACGCACUCGCUGGUGCAGCAGCCUUCUCCGGGGCUGUGACCCACACCUUGUCCCCGGCCCUCCUGGCUCUAGAGUUAACGGGCCAGUUCAGCCAUGCUGUACCCAUCUUCCUCGCCACUCUGCUGGCCAAUGCCAUGGCUCGCUCUGGGCACCGCCCGUCUUUCUAUGACGCACUCUCUAUCAGCAAGAGGCUCCCACACCUGCCCUCUCUGACGAAGGCAUGCCCCCGGCUUCCCUCCACACCAGUCGGACAGGUUUUGGGAGUGAAAUCAGUGCAGCUUCAGAAAGCAGCCGGACAAGUGGAGGUUCAGCAUGCUGUCAACAGCAGCACUGACACACAGAUCCCUGUGGUGGACUCACACGAGUCACAGAUUGUUCUGGGCUUCGUUCUCCGAUCAGAGCUGUUGGUGUUCCUGCGUCAUUGUAAGACUGAGACUGUGGAGAAACAUCUGGAUGACAUCUGCUGCAUUUACCCGACCUCUGUCCUGUUAUCACCUCACAACACCGUUCAGGAGGCCCACAGUAUCCUGAGUCUGGUUGGAGCUCAGACCUUGUUUGUUGCAGACAGGGGAAGGCUGGUCGGGGUCAUCACAUGGCCAGAGAUGAAGAGAAUAUUAGAAGAUUUGGCCAAAGACAUCUAAGCAGAGAGACACAGGAAAUAAGCUCAUCCCUUGACCUUUUCUUUUAAGCAAACAUGAAUCCAUCUCUGUCGUGAUUAGCUGUAACACAAGCCUGGCUCUGAUAAUGAUAUCACUUCUUCAUUGCCCCGAGCUUAAUAAUAUUUGCACACAAACAAAACUGUCAUCAGCCUGGUUGUAAUUAGCAGCAUCUCGUCCACUGAGGAAAUAGCUCACUAUCUCAUUCACUGAUCCACACUUUGUGACACAGAUAUAUUAAAACUGUGUCUACCCAGAAUAAUGUGUGGGGAUGAAAACAGUUUGUAUACCAAUUGAACACCAUUGAAACGUACUUGGGUUAAGUAAACCAUCACAUAUCCACCGCUCCCAUAUUGCCUGGUUUGACAAAGUUGUAUCAACAUCUUGUCAUGAUGCAGAAGGCUAGUGGCUCACUCAACUUCAGUAUUUCACCCCACGAUUUCUUCUUAAAGGUUUGGAGUCCCAAGUUAAAGGUGCUAUGUGUUGAAUUUCAAAAAGGUCUGGCUUUGGCGCCCCCCAGUGGUAGCAUCAGAAAAUUCACUGUGGCGUACAGCAAUGUAUGCCUCUACACCCCCACUGAGAGCAACACAUAGCAGCCCUGUUUCCUAAAAAUUACAUUUCCAUGCGGUGAAUGGGUCAAACAAACACAGGACUUUCCCCCAGGAGACCGCUGUUUGUAUCCCAUGUGAAACCAAAAGUCAACGUUGAGUUAUUUUAAAUGACGUCUGUUUUUUUUUUGUUUUUUUUUAAUUUACAACAUUAAUCACAUGUUUGAAACUCUUUCAAACUGCAACCUUAAUUUGGGAGAAAAAACGUUUCCCUCGACACUUAAUUGAGAAUGCAGUUUAGUUGUAUGGGAACAUCAUUUUAUAGGAGACAGGGUCGCACAUAGACUGCAGAGUGGUAACUCAAAAAAGAAAGAAAAACGUGCCAUCAGAAUUAUGUUCAUUACAAUUCUUCUCAUAGUGGCUUUAAGAUAAAAAAACAUUGAGUGAUUUGUCACAUCAGGAAUAUGACAAGAGUUGCCAUGGUAACGAGGUUCUUGCUCAGCUUAAUCAAGUCUUGAUUGCAGUCCAAAUUACUUUAAGUGCAUUUCUAGUGUGAUAAUUAAAACUGUGUGAAACACUGGAAUGAAAUCAAUCAAAAUAAAAAUGUUUUACAAAAAAGAA
Messenger RNA from Sebastes umbrosus (honeycomb rockfish), 3469 nucleotides. RefSeq names its product chloride channel K (gene clcnk). Gene Ontology annotation, biological process: chloride transport; transmembrane transport. The record is from RefSeq and is a predicted model, not a curated record. Gene Ontology annotation, molecular function: voltage-gated chloride channel activity. NCBI's taxonomy places the organism in Eukaryota, Metazoa, Chordata, Actinopteri, Perciformes, Sebastidae. The transcript has 19 exons. Gene Ontology annotation, cellular component: membrane. Bases 240 to 2285 code for a protein of 681 amino acids.